Molecule: messenger RNA, 1239 nt
Organism: Strongyloides ratti
Lineage: Eukaryota; Metazoa; Nematoda; Chromadorea; Rhabditida; Strongyloididae
Product: Astacin-like metalloendopeptidase
Exons: 2
Coding region: 1-1239 (412 amino acids)
Biological process (GO): proteolysis
Molecular function (GO): zinc ion binding; metalloendopeptidase activity
Source: RefSeq, a predicted model, not a curated record
AUGACAAAUUUAAAAGCAGUUUUUUUAUAUUCAACAGUCUGCAAUUUAUAUAUUCUUUUUUCUGUUAUUAAUUUAACUAAUUGCUAUACAGAUGAAGAAUUGGAAAAAGUAAGAUAUUUAAAAAGAUCAAUAAUGCAAAUAAAUUAUACAAAUUAUAUUAUUGAAGAAAAAGAUUUUAUAACAAGUAUUAGAAAAAAAAGAAAAGUUUUGAUGAAACAAUAUAAAUGGGUUUCACCAAUAAACUAUUAUGUUCAUUAUACUAUAAAUUUCAGAUUUGUAUUUAGUGUAGUAAAAAUGAUUGAAAAAGAAACAUGUAUUAAAUUUCAACGUCAAAAAAAAAUACCCCCGUCGUCAUCAGGUAUUCGUUUUAUUUUUUCAAGAAAAUGUUCUAGUUUUAUGGGAAAACAAUUUGAAGAAGGAUGGCAAGAUGUAGGAAUUGGACAUCAAUGCCAUAAUUUUGGAGGAAUAUUACAUGAAACACUACAUGCACUAGGAUUAAUAAACGAACAAUGUCGUCUUGAUAGAAAAUUUUAUGUCACAAUUUUUGAUAAAAAUAUAAAUGAAGAAUGUAGAAAUAAUUUUGACAAAUUUUCAAAACAAAUUUGCUAUCAAUUUCCUUAUGAUUAUGGAUCAAUAAUGCAUGAUGGAAUGUAUGCUUAUAGUAAAAAUGGAAUGAAAACAUUGAUUCCAAAUAAUCGUUUAUAUGAGCUAACCGUAGGACAACGAGAAAUGUGUUCUUUUACUGAUAUAAAAGCCUUAAAUUAUCACUAUUGUUCUAAAGUAUGUACAAAAAAAAUUUUUUGUGCAAAUUAUGGAUAUCAAAAUCCUAAAAAUUGCAAUAAAUGUAAGUGUGUAGAAGGGUUUGGUGGUGUUUAUUGUAAUUCUUAUUCAAGAAACAAUCGAUAUUGUGGGAAUUCUAUCAUCAGUGUAAAAAAAAAUGUUAACUUUUUAAAAAUACAUGGCAAAAAAAAUUGUUUUUAUCAUUUAAAUUCAAAAAAACAAAAAAAAAUAUUAAUUGGAAUAUUAAAAAUUAAUAUGGAACAAAGUUAUUCUACUACCUGUAAUUCAAAUAACGCAUUUGAAGUAAAAUACAUGGAAGAUAAAUCUAUAACAGGUGCAAGAUUUUGUCAUCAAAAGUUUGCAAGAUUGAUUGAAUCAAAAAGUAGUCAUGUUAUCUUAUACUACAGAAGUAGUAAACAUUAUAAUAAUGUUUUUAUAUAUUUUAAAGAAAUAAUUUGA